AUGCAUCGUCUCCUCAAAGAGCAACUUCAACAACUGAGUGAUCUGUCAAGAAAUGAAAAUUUGGACCAAGAGAAACUAGAAAUUCUUGUACAAAUUUUGUUAGGAGAACGGAAAUGGGACAAGCCAUGUUCAUUUUCUUUGGCCGAAACUGUAUGGCGAAUUUAUUCAAUAGCCGCUGGAAUUCAGCUCACAGCAGAAGAAUUCCGUUCGCACAGUCAACUUCUAAAAAGCCCAUGCUCAACGAUUUUGUCUGAUGUCUAUGAAAAUCAUAGUAAACAAAUACGUGCUUGUUUAAGCACAAUCCGCAUUCGAAACCCCGAAGUUUUAGAUGUUCGAUGGAAGGAACAGCUCAACUCUAAUGCGGCGGCUUCUGUGGCCUUUGAAUUGCAGACACUUCCUGUCGACACACUCGCAACUGGGCUUGUUCGAUUUGAAUGCGAUCGAAAUCAGCUUUUGGAACUCCAUCAUCGAUUGAAAGAAGCCCAAAAUUUCCUCGAAAUACUGAACUCAAAUUGUAAA
Messenger RNA from Mesorhabditis belari, 519 nucleotides. NCBI's taxonomy places the organism in Eukaryota, Metazoa, Nematoda, Chromadorea, Rhabditida, Rhabditidae. The record is from the annotation of a GenBank genome assembly.